Molecule: messenger RNA, 1000 nt
Organism: Cucurbita maxima (winter squash)
Lineage: Eukaryota; Viridiplantae; Streptophyta; Magnoliopsida; Cucurbitales; Cucurbitaceae
Exons: 2
Coding region: 135-800 (221 amino acids)
Source: RefSeq, a predicted model, not a curated record
UGAAUCUGAUACUUUCCUUCUAAUCUGUCUCUCUUCUCCUUAAUGUUGUCUUGGGCUCUUAAUAUAAAUGACACUAAACUCAACACUCCCAUCUCAUUAUUCAUUUCCCCAUAUAAUAUCUUCCUCCUUUCAUUAUGGCCGCUCGCUUUGGUCGUUCCCUGUACCGUUUCUCUUCUGUCAACCGCCCCACUGCCCCCGCCCCCCGCUAUCCUUCAACGGAACCCCGACCUAGCUCGCCCACCACUGAGCCCCGUCCUGCUUCUCCACCGUCUUCUCGUCUGAUCGCCUCACCCCCCAACCCCGUACACAAAUACCCCAAGUCACCCGAGCCCAAACAGAAGGCGAUGGUCCACAAGGGCGUCGAGAAGGCGGCGAAGUCGGAGCGUUAUCUCGAUUCGGGCAGGACCCAGAAGGCGCAGCAGCCAAAUGCAAUAAACAUCGCGGGAGAAAAUGUUGGGGCGGUGAUGGAAAUCGUUGAGUCCUCAAAAGGGGAAGGGGGACACGUUAUGAAGAAGAAAGAGACGCCGAGAGGUGUAGUGAGCAACGCCGACGACACUGUCAAUGAUCAAGACAAGGACGCUUCUAAACACCACAAGGCCGGCGCCCAAAAAGCACCCGCUUCCUCAUCACUGCCGACAACCACUUUUCUGAACAACAAUUUUCAAAGCGUAAACAAUUCCCUUCUUUUCGAUGCAUCUUUGGCUCACCGUGACCCCGGUUUGCACCUCGCUUUCUCCCGGAACCGGACCGGCGACCGGUUCACUCUUGAUGACAAGAAGCAGCACCACGCAAUACACUAGAAAAAAGAAAAAAAAAAUACAAAUAUCUAUACAUAUAUAUAUCUCGUUAUCUUAUGAGAAUAAAAUGAAUUAUGUUCUUAUUUUAUGUUAAAAGAGAAAAAAAAUGAAAAUUUUAUCGUCUAUGUUUGAAUCUCCGUCUCGUUUCCAUAAAAAUAAAUAAAAAUUUGAGUAGAGAUGAGAAUGAGAAAGGUGUUUUCGUC